AUGUUGUUGCUGGAAUUAGCUGCAAAAAUGAACUAUGGCCACUGUUAUGUUGUGCUGUUUGAUGAGGUGUAUGAAAGUGUGUUGAAUGCAGCAUUCUUUCGCCAAAUCCAUCGUGCUGCUCGGUACAUCGUAAAAAUCGAACAAGACGAAGACACCUUCAAUCCCCGGCCAUCCUUGAAAUGCAUUCUAGAGAGUACUAGAAAGGCUGGCUGCGGGGGUUACAUAUUACUAAUGACGAAUGGAAUUCAAAUGGCCCGUCUUCUAAGGUUUGGAGACGAUACGCGCAUCAUUGAUACGCGCGCCCGAUACAUCAUGAUGCACAAUUAUCGACUAUUUGUCCCGCAGCUGCAUUACAUUUGGAAGCGCAUUGUAAAUGUCCUGUUUGUACGCCAGCUAAGGGAAAGGCGAGCUCGUUUGUAUAAAUCGGGCAAUGACAAGUUUACGCCAGUUUACGAGCUAAGCACCGUUCCGUUUCCUAUGCAAAUCAAGGGAGUAUUUUUCUCGAAAAUUUUAAAUUUUUGGCAAGGAGGGAAAUUUCGACUCGCAAACAGUACGUUUUUUGAUGAUAAAACCAAAGAUCUUCGUCGCCAAGAAAUGCGCGUGGUUGUGUUGGAACAUACGCCAGCGGUUUUCAAAUCAGCCACGUCCGUUGCCAUACCAAGCUCGCAUACAAAUGAUUCCGACUUUUCACAUAAUGCUUCUGCGCAUCAGCUAACCCUAUCCCGCACUCAAUCGAGAAGCAACUACUAUGGUCUUGAAAUAGAACUUUUGAAAGUAAUAUCAAAUGCAAUGCAUUUUCAAAUGGUUUUUUACGAAACGUCCGAUGCUGAAACGGAGCGCUGGGGCAGACUCAGUGGAAAUGGAACACUUACGGGAAUAAUUAAGGAGAUGCAAGAGGGUAAAGCAGAUUUUGCCCUUGCGGAUUUGCAUCAUACCGAGUAUAACCUCGGUUUUAUGGAUCUUAGCGUUCCCUACAACACAGAAUGUCUAACGUUUCUUACGCCCGAAGCUUUGAGCGACAACUCUUGGAAAACACUCAUACUUCCCUUUAAUGGAGAAAUGUGGGCCGGUGUGCUACUGUCCUUGUUCGCCGUCGGGUUUGUGUUUUAUGCAUUUUCGAACACAUUGAUGUACAUUCAUCAGCAUGAGAGAGGUUAUCGGCCCGAGCACGAUUUACUUCAACGGCACCGAAACAAGGGGAAAGAAAAACUUAACUUUUGGACAAGAUUUCGAAAGAAUCGUGAUAGAGCCACCACCACACGUAAAUCUAAACUGAUAGGUAGGUUAAAACGGUGGAGGCAUAAAAAACAGACCAACAUGAGUAGGUCGUCGGCUUAUGAUCGAAAUAAACUGAGGAAAUUACGAAUGAUUCCGUUCAAACGACAGCCAGAGCCAUGGCAUGAUCCUCUACCCGCAAAUGAUAUGUUUGACACGUUUUCGGAUUGCAUCAUUUACACGUAUAGUAUGUUAUUGCUGGUAUCUCUACCCCGUAUUCCAGAAAAGUGGCCACUUCGUAUGUUGACUGGCUGGUAUUGGGUGUAUUGUGUGCUAGUGGUAGUCGCCUACCGAGCCUCAUUCACAGCUAUACUUGCCAACCCUAUACCUCGGGUGACGAUUGAUACGCUGCAGGAUUUGGCCGAAAGCUCCGUCCGAUGUGGAGCUUGGGGCGAGCAAAAUAGACUAUUUUUUCAAAUGGCUCAGGACCAGUAUUCACAAACUAUAGGAGCUAAGCUAGAGCAUGCACCCAACCAGAAUGAAGCUGUCGAAAAGGUUAGCGAGGGCCUGUACGCUUACUACGAAAACAUAUACUCGUUGCGGCAGCUUCGAUCGACUAGGAAAUCCGAAAAAGCUCGCCAAACCCUACACAUUAUGCAGGAAUGCGCAGUGCACAUGCCUAUAUCGAUCGGAUUGGGUAAAAAUUCGCCGUUAAAGCAUCAAGUUGAUCUAUAUGUACGAGCACUAAUUGAGGGUGGUCUCACCAGAAAGUGGCUCUCGGAUGCGAUCGAACAGUUUCAAUCGAACGUGGAAAUACCUCCACAGGAAGCUAUAAUAGAUUUGAAGAAAAUGUAUGCCGGCAUUGUGGCUCUUUGCUUUGGUUACGUGAUAGCUUUGUCUGCCUUUGUCGUAGAAAAAAUAUAUUGGAGAUAUUACAUUGAAAACAACCCAGCUUUCGAUAAAUAUUUGCAUGGCAUUGUAUUCCGUGGCCGAGGAUGA
This is a messenger RNA of Anopheles merus, 2214 nucleotides long. RefSeq lists its product as uncharacterized. The transcript has a single exon. Gene Ontology annotation, molecular function: glutamate-gated receptor activity. Gene Ontology annotation, cellular component: membrane. Bases 1 to 2214 code for a protein of 737 amino acids. The record is from RefSeq and is a predicted model, not a curated record. Lineage: Eukaryota; Metazoa; Arthropoda; Insecta; Diptera; Culicidae.